This is a messenger RNA of Anoplopoma fimbria (sablefish), 6062 nucleotides long. It is a transcript of the gene sema3b, whose product is annotated as sema domain, immunoglobulin domain (Ig), short basic domain, secreted, (semaphorin) 3B. Bases 396 to 2828 code for a protein of 810 amino acids. NCBI's taxonomy places the organism in Eukaryota, Metazoa, Chordata, Actinopteri, Perciformes, Anoplopomatidae. The record is from RefSeq and is a predicted model, not a curated record. Gene Ontology annotation, biological process: negative chemotaxis; axon guidance; semaphorin-plexin signaling pathway. The transcript is spliced from 17 exons. Gene Ontology annotation, molecular function: semaphorin receptor binding; chemorepellent activity.
UCGUCCUUCACAAGAGGAGCAGUGGAUCUGCCAAGAGAGACUCUUCAGAAAACAAGGAGGGCGUUAUAAAGAUUACACUGAAUAUUAAGAUCUUGAAAGGAAGCCAGAGACAGACUGAAGCUCUGUUUAAGCAAACACCAAGACAGAGAAUUUGUUUUGGCUUAGAGUGCUGAGCUGAUACUGAAUCCUCCCCAAACAGGACCUAAGCCCAAACCGAGGCAGGUGGACUGGAUCCAAUAUACAGACAGAAAAAAGGAUUUGACUUUGCUCUAAAUCAGAACCAGACUCUAACAAAAAAAACAUUGGGCAUUAAUGUAUACAGGAAUCUAGGCGGAAUACCACAAUAAAGUCACCUCGCAUACUCAAACUUUUAAGUUUGCUCUGAGCGAGCCAAGAUGAUGACCAUGAUGAUGAUGAUGGUGGCCAUGAUGGUCACCUGCAGCUCUCUUUUCCUGCUGGGUCUGGCCGCCGCCCACGCUUCCUCCGGCACCAUGACCCGCACUUCCUCUACAUCUUCAUCCUCGUCCUCCUCUUCCUCCUCCUCCUCUUCCUCACCACGCAUGAAGCUCUCAUACAAAGAGUUGCAGCAGUUCCAUGGAGUGCGGAGGUUCGAGCUGGAGCGUUCCUGCUGCUUCAGCGCUCUGCUGUUGGAUGAAGAAAGAGGCCGACUCUUCGUUGGGGCCAAGAACUUCCUGCUGUCGCUAUCGUUAGACAACAUCGCCAAGCAGGAACACAAGAUCUACUGGCCUGCUCCUGUCGACUGGAGGGAGGAGUGUAACUGGGCUGGCAAGGAUAUCACUUCCGACUGUGUGAACUAUGUGAAGAUUGUGCACCACUUUAACCGCACCCACCUGUACGCCUGUGGAACCGGAGCCUUCCACCCUACCUGUGCCUUUGUGGAGGUGGGACACAGGAUGGAGGACCAUGUGUUCAGGAUUGACCCCUCCAAGGUGGAGGAUGGGAAAGGGAAGAGUCCGUAUGAUCCUCGCCACAAUGCUGCAUCUGUACUUGUCGGUGAUGAGCUAUAUGCAGGCGUGGCCACGGACUUAAUGGGACGGGACUUCACCAUCUUUAGAAGCCUGGGGAAACGCCCAUCCAUCCGCACUGAACAGCAUGAUUCUCGCUGGCUCAAUGAACCAAAGUUUGUUGGUUCCUUUUGGGUCCCGGAAAGUGAAAACCCUGAUGAUGACAAGGUAUUUUUCUUCUUCCGGGAGACUGCGGUUGAGGCUCAGGGGCUGGGAAAGUCCACCUACUCCCGCAUCGGACAGCUCUGCAGGAAUGACAUGGGCGGUCAGCGAAGUCUGGUGAACAAGUGGACAACAUUCCUCAAGACCCGUCUGAUCUGCUCGGUGCCAGGAGCGGACGGCAGCGACACAUACUUUGAUGAGCUGCGCGAUGUGUUCCUGCUGCAGACGAGGGACAGAAAGAACCCUCUGGUCUACACGGUCUUCUCUACUUCCAGCAGUGUAUUUAAAGGCUCAGCUGUGUGUCUCUACUCCAUGAAUGACAUCCGGAGGGCCUUCCUGGGGCCCUUCGCUCACAAAGAGGGGCCCAACUACCAGUGGGUCCCCUUUCAGGGAAAAGUCCCCUAUCCACGCCCAGGAAUGUGUCCCAGCAAGACAUUCGGCAGUUUUGAGUCCACAAAGGGUUUCCCAGAUGAUGUGAUCCAGUUUGCGCGUCACCACCCUCUGAUGUAUAAUCCGGUCUACCCUAUGAGCAGACGGCCCGUCUUCGUCAGAACUAAUGUAGACUACAGCUUCACACAGAUUGCUGUGGACAGAGUCAACGCUGCCGAUGGACAAUAUGAUGUCAUGUUUAUUGGCACAGACAAAGGGACAGUACUAAAGGUGAUCAAUGUUCCCAAGGAGAGCUGGAACAACAUGGAGGAGCUCCUACUGGAGGAGCUGGAAGUCUUCAAAGAUGCCUCAUCUAUCAUCGACAUGCAGAUCUCCUCAAAACGGCAACAGCUGUAUGUGGGCUCAGACACAGGCAUUGCCCAGGUUCCCCUUCACCGAUGCAGUGUGUAUGGGAAGGCCUGUGCUGAGUGCUGCCUGGCCAGAGACCCAUACUGCGCCUGGGAUGGAACAUCCUGUACUCGCUACCUGCCAAACACCAAGAGGCGUUUCCGUCGCCAGGACGUAAGGAACGGAGACCCUAACACCCUGUGCUCUGGAGACCACCAUAAGCACCGUGUAGCAGAGAGGAAGCUGUAUGGAGUUGAGGGAAGCAGCACUUUCUUGGAGUGUAUCCCAAAAUCCCUUCAGGCCAGAGUCACCUGGACCUUCCAGAAACAUCCACAGAACCCGCGGGAAGAGGUGCGUCUAGAUGACCGCAUUCUCCAGACAGACAGAGGCCUUCUGAUUCGCCGUGUCCUGAAGAGAGAUGUUGGCAUCUACCAGUGCCAUGCCAUGGAACACGGCUUCACCCAAACUUUACUAGGCAUCACCUUGGAAGUUGUUCCUUCAACAUCCUCCUCAGUCUCCAAUCUACCCUCUGAUGCCCCUGUCCGAUUAGACCCCCGCAGUGGAGGUGGGCCUCCAAUGACCAAUCAGAAGCUUUGGUACCGGGACUUCAUGCAGCUGGUGGACCACCCUAACCUGAGCACUGUUGACCAGAUUUGUGAGCAAGUUUGGGCGCGAAAGAAUGCCGGCACUGACCAAGAGGAUAAGACCUUUCCUGCUGCGGGGAAGGACGCCUUGCCUCUGGGCCCUGCUGUCCGCCCAGCUAACAAGAAGUGGAAGCAUCUUCAGGAGAUAAGGAAGGGGAGAAACCGCCGGACCCACGACGGGAAGCCGAAUCCUCGGGCGCCUCGCAGUGCAGGGGAGUAACAACGCCGAGAAAGACAUGGAGGGUGAAAAGAAUGACUGAUACAAGAAAGAAAGGAGGAAAAUGAUAGAAAGAAACUGAGAGACCAAGAACUCCUGGAGGUGUUCACACAUACAGACACUACAACAUACGAUAAAACCCAUGCAGACACACACACACACACACACACACACACACACACACACACACACACACACACACACACACACACACACACACACACACACACACACACACACACACACACAGCACCUCCUCUAUUGUGUAUAUUUAUCUAUGGAUGCUCCCACUAUAAAGUAAUAUCCCUGAGUCCUCGUCCCACUGGCCAGCCCCUGCAUGUGCUGCCUUACUGCCCAAAUUGAUUCUGCACGAUCCCUUUACACAGUUCCACUAGCGUAUUCAAGUGUACAUGCAGAUAUAUGGGAGUGACCAUUAUCUGUGGGCAAAAAACUUACACUCGCCUUCCAUUCCUGUUGACACUGACUGUAUAUGGAAGGAAAGUCCCACAUCUUUUGUUGCCUACUUCAUGCAAACCACAUAGGUUGUAUGUGGAUAGUGGAUCUACAUAUGAAGAUCUAAACUCUGGACUGCACCACUCAGAACAAAAACAGCCCCCAAAGUUUUGGAUGACCUCUGCUCAAAGCUUUUCUUACUUGAAGAUUUCAUACCAAUGUAGAAAAAUGGUGGGCGUGAGUGCUGGGCAUAAUGGGAGGUAAUGGAGAAACUGGAAUAUACUGGAAAGUUAUGGUCUCUUACUGGAAAUACAUUUAACUAUUGAUGUGCAACUGCAAAAUCAUUAGGAGAAAUAAACACUUUUUGAAAACAUUGUUACUACACAAACAGAUUAAUUGAUUUACUUCCCGUGGUGCUCUUGUUAAACAUAUUUCCAGUAACCUCACGUUUCACAUGGUUUUGUGUGCAUAUUACAUAAAACAAUCACAGAAGAGGCAGAGAUGUCAGCAGUGUGGGGCAGCCUGUGGAACAGAUCAGCAUGUUGCAAAACUGGUUAUGUUAUAUAGUAGUUUUUUUAUGGUUUCCUUAGGCACAUUGAGGCAUUUUGCAGCAAAAUAAAUCACACAAUACAAUGCAGUUAUGGUUAGAGAGAAGUUGAAUCUGGCCAGAUAUAAUUAUAUUGCUUUACUGGUCGAAACCACUAGAGAGUGAGGGAUGGAAAAACUACUGGCAUUCCACGAUGUGAGGGAAAGAUGAGAUGCUUGCAGGAAACAGACAAAGCUAAAGCACAAAGAAUUCAAUCUGUAAAAGCAAAUAAAAGCCCAAACAAUACCUGGAUUACAUGUAGGUACCUUGUAGCAUCUUUCACAUACUCAAGAGUUUUGACAUGAUCACAACCUUACUUUAAAAUUUGGUAUUUAUUGGUUUUGUUUUUGGCUGUGUUUAAUGUUUUGUGCAUUAACAUAAAGGGGAAAUCAAGAAAAUGGUGGUUUUUGGGGAGGAACUUUGAUACGAUGAGGAGAUAGAGGGAAGUGGACUCUAGUAUGACAACCCAUGUUUCUGGGCUACAGUACAGUAUAUAUAUAUAUAUAAAUAUAUAUAUAUUAGCAUGAUAUUUAUGAGUAAAACUAUGAUUUGUUUUUGUAUUCUAAGCGGUACUUCUACUCCUUGCUCUUUUACACUGUUCUUGCAUAUGUUGUUUGUGAUAAAUAUAUAUAUGCAAAUAAUAUGAGAUGAGGGACACGCCCUUUUCUCAUUCAACACGGCAAAAUUCACAGAAAGCUGUUCUGCGCUACCCACAAUGCAUUUCCCUGUCCACAAAAACAAAACUUCCAUCUGACUUCAUACACUUUUGGAAUCCCUUCUCAAUGUAGUGUUACAGUCAUUAAUAUCAUUGCCUUUUGCUGCUUAACGAUGUCAUCCCUUUCUUAUGGACAAUUAGUACAAUAAGGUCUUCCUUCUCUGUGUCUUUAGUCCAAUCUCUCUCUGUGUAUUAUCUGUAAAGUAGCUUGUUUGUUGGUCGUCUGUGCUAACAUGUUGUGUGUAGUCUGCCUCCUUAGUGUCCAUUGUGUGUACAGGCUCGGAUGAGGAGCCUACCUAUGGUACCAUACUUUAUUAUAUCAUAGUGUAUCCACAUGAAAGAAAACAACAGGCCAUGUUGGAAAACAUGAAUUUCUGUUUUGCAUUCAAGACUCAAGAGGAUUUUUUUAUGAUGAAUUUAUGGUCUAAUUUGUGUUUCUGCCACAAAUUCCUCAACAAGUAUUGUGGUUUAAAAUGUUCAGUAUACUGAAAUUGCCUAAACUUGGCUGUGUUCAUUAUAUCAUACCAGCCCUGACAAACUAGGUCUGUGAGUGGAUUUUAGAUGUAUUGAAUCAUUGUCGUUGUUAUUUAUGUACCUUCUUUAUAGAGAUGUAAUUAACUCUUUAAACUGAACUGAACUGACUGACUCCUGUAAAAGGAAUACUCUGCACUUUGACACCACAUCCAGGAUUUAGAGCAAAAAGAUGACAAGUUUAAAUGUAGGAAGAUGCCACAUUUCGGCAUUUAAACUGCAUUUGAACUAAUUCACUAAAAGGAGGUUAUAUGUUGACUACUUCUUUUUCUUUAAUGAGAGAUUUUAAACAAUGGUUGUGAUGUCAAAUCUGCUCGAGUCUCUCUUUAAGGCCAGCUGUUGUUUUGUGCUCUUUUGAAAUUGCAUGACCAAUGUUAGUGGCUAACGCGUUUGACAAUGGUGCGGUGUCGAGAAAGAGCGAGAGAAAGAAAGCACAAUGUAGAAUAUUAUUAAUAUUAUUCCUCUGUAUUUAUGUGCAAAGAUAAGCUGAUAUGUUGUGGUGGAUUUUUAUUUUCUUAUAGAUUUUCAUCUGUGUUGUUUGUGUCUGCUGAAAGGACUCAUCCUCAACAUUUUUUGGCCAAUGAUAAAAAAAAAAAAAAACUUCCAGAACAGUGUCCAAUUAGAGUCUUUCUUGUUCACACAGCCCUCCAAUCAACACUCCUGUUGUAUCCCAUGUCAUGUGACGCACCCCAGUAUGAUAGCGCACAAGGAGAGGCUUGUGUGUGUGUGUGUGUGUGUGAGAGCAAGAGACAAAUGUGUGCUUGCGGUUUUUGUGUGAGUGAGUUUUGGGGGAAAGCAGAGCUCUGUAUAUAAUGGCAAAGGGAACAGUGGUGUGUGUAUGUGUGUAGAGCGGUCUGAAGUUGAAAGUUUAAAGGUCGAAGGCCAAAGUUAACGUGGUUCACUGUAAUACUCCCAGAGGUCUUUGUGAAAUGUCAUGUCGGAUUGUUUUUGA